This is a messenger RNA of Malurus melanocephalus (red-backed fairy wren), 1775 nucleotides long. RefSeq names its product GRAM domain-containing protein 2A-like. The transcript is spliced from 10 exons. The coding region runs from base 282 to 1448 and encodes 388 amino acids. The record is from RefSeq and is a predicted model, not a curated record. Lineage: Eukaryota; Metazoa; Chordata; Aves; Passeriformes; Maluridae.
GGGACGGGGCUCUGGGGCCGCGCGUGGGUCCGGGAUGUCCCMUCUGGAGCCAGCCCGGCCACGCACUCCCGCAGCCAGCACCGGCCGUGACCCGAGCCGGCACCCCGCGGUCCAGGGAUCACUUUCCCCGUCACCCYUCGGUCCAGGGGUCAUCACUUCUCCCGGCCCCCACUGCCCACGGGGGUCGCAGCCAGCACASGCCACCGUGGGACCGGCAAAGGGCUCAUGCGACCGGGUGGGCUCUGCAGUGCCUGUCCMGGCAUGGCCUGAGCCCCGUUCCCAUGUCCUCCCCGGUGGAGGGACAGGUUGGUGACACUGGCGGCUGCUGUGCUGCAGGGAUGGACCGUCCCCACAAUCUGCCCCCUUUCCCCCAGAUGCCGGACUCGUCCCUCAUGUCGGGCAAGCUGAAGCGCAGUAGGCGGGGGGUGCUGGGGGAGAAGCAGUGGCGGAGCCUGGAGGAGCGGGGAAGCGCCCAGCCGGGGCAGCCCAAGCUCAGCAGAUCCAGGACCUAUGAGCCCUCCUGCAAGGAGGCAGAGCAGGCGGCCGUGGGCAGCCAGGGACCCCCAUCCCCCUCGCAGAGCAAGCAGGACAGCAGCUACCGCCGGGCCUUCGGGGAGCUCGCCGAGCAGGACGCGCUGCUGGGCUGCUUCUCCUGCGCCUGGCAGAGAGAGAUGCCCUACCACGGCCGCCUCUACGUAUCCUCCCGCCACAUCUGCUUCCACUCCAACCUCCUGCUCAAGGACAUCAAGGCUGUGGUUCCCGUCGCCUCCAUCUCAGCUCUCAAAAAGACCAACACGGCGCUGCUGGUGCCCAACGCAGUCAGCAUCCGCACAGCCAAGGGYGAGAAGUUCCUCUUCGUGUCGCUGCGUCAGCGAGAGGCCACCUACCAGCUCCUGAGGUCGGUGUGCAAACACCUGCAGGUACGCGGGGCUGSAUGGGGAGGGGAGCUCCAUCCAGCCAUUGCAGGGUGCCUCCCUUCAUCUCUCCUUGUCCAGGACAGCGGCCAGAGCCCUCGAGACUCUGUSAGCAAUGAGAAAGCCUUAAAGAAGUCUCUGACCUUGAGCCAGUCAGACCUGGAGCAGAGCACUCUGGAGCCCAACAGCCUCCAGGAAUCCCUGGAUGAGCCAAGCCCGAAAUCAAGGGAAGCRGAGGAGAAGGUGGCCCUGCUGGCUUCCAGCAGCAGUGAGCAGCUGCCCUCGACAGGAACACGCAGCCUCUGGGGGGGAUCCCACACUGUGCUCUGGGCCUGGAUCACUUCAUUUUGGUCCCAGAUAAACCCCCAGCUGAGCCCUCUCAACAUCAUCAUCAUCAUCUACCUGCURCUCAUGGUGGCCUUGCUGCUGUCCUCGGGGUACAUCGGGCUGCGCAUAGUGGAGCUGGAGCAGCAGCUGGCGUUCGCAGGGGCCUGGCCAGACCUCAACGUGUCACAGCAGGACAAGAGGACGUGAGGCUGGUGAGGACACGGCUGUCACCAGAACCCCAUCUGGGGCCAGGGGGCUCAGGGGCUGCCAUCAGCCCUUUCCUGGCUGCUCAGGGGGCUCCGUUGCCAAGUGCCUUCCAGCCCCCACAAUGCCUGGGGAAGCCCACGCAGGCUGUGAGGCUCCACCCCACUCCCCUCGUGCCUGCCCACCCUGAGCAGCAGCAGCAGAGACCCAGGGAGCUGCCAGGGGGCCAAAGAGCAGGGGCUGGGGGCAGCACUAACCCCCAGCCAGCCCUCCUGCCAAGGGGGGGCAGGCAGAGGGGGCCAAACCCCAGGCAAAGCGGGGGUACAGAGA